GUUUUAGAUCAGUCAUUCCAUUGGGAGAGUUGGCUGUGUCACAAUGCGGACUGUCAUUCUCAUUGCCUUUGCGGCAUUGGCUGAUGCUGCGGCGGUUCGCCGAAACGAAGAAACGCCCGCAGCAAGCUCUACAAUCAACCCUUAUUUCCAGACCACGCCUGAACUCUUUGCAGGACCGACGGCGACGGGGGAGGCACCAUUUUUGGCUCAGACCAAUAGUCUACCACCGACAGGCGUGUCGUACAUCCCGCCGUACCCGCUGGAAACCCAGAUUCCCAUCGCCGACAAUCCGCAAGAUGAGAACAUUUUUCAGAGUAUGGGCCUGCUGAGCCCUUAUUACUCUACUCCUGAGGGUCAUGGCGUGGACGAAUAUCCGCUCCCGCCCGGCUCGAAUAUUUCCCAGCUGCACAUGCUUCACCGCCAUGGGGCUCGUUAUCCGGGAGCAUCCAGUGGUGUUACCAAGUUUGGCCAAAAGAUGAUGAAACUCAAGGGUACUUUCAAGGCUACUGGAGCGUUGUCUUUCUUGAACGACUGGACGUAUAAGCUCGGAAAGGAAAUUCUCGUCCCAGUCGGCCGUCAGCAACUCUUCGACUCCGGCAUCGCCCAUUACUAUCAAUACGGCCAUUUGUACAACACCAGUACCAACAUUGUUGUGCGAUCCACGACCCAAGACCGCAUGCGCAAUUCCGCUGAGUAUUUCCUUGCCGGCUUUUUUGGUCAGGACUGGACCAGAAAUGCUAGUCUUGAGCUGCUCGUCGAGGCCAAUGGUUUUAAUAACACCAUGACGGGAUGGGACAAUUGCCCCAUGUCCGAUCUCGGUCCCUCGCUUGGCGGCUUCAAUGCCUCUGAUGCGUGGGAGGCCGUCUACUUGCAAAAUGCGACGGCACGUUUGGCCGCCUUGAUUGAAGGCUAUAAUUGGACGCUGUCCGACACGUACAAUGCACAGAGUCUUUGUCCUUAUGAGACGGUCGGUCUGGGAUACUCCAAGUUUUGCGAUCUGUUCACUCUUGAGGAGUGGCAAGCCUUUGAGUACAACGACGCCCUCAACCUUGCUGGAAACUAUGGUUUCCAGUCUCCCACUGGUCGUGCGACCGCAGUUGGCUAUGUCGGCGAGCUUCUUGGCCGACUUGAUCACCACUUGCUUACGGAGACGUAUGGUCAAGCAAAUAUCACGCUGGAUAACAAUACUGCCACGUUCCCACUGAAUCAAAGCCUUUACCUGGACUUUUCGCACGAUACAAACAUGUUCUCUAUUCUGGUAGCCAUGGGUUUCAAGCAGUUUGCGCCUUUCUUGCCAGAGGAUAGACUUGUUUUGAAGCGCGACUUUAUCGUUUCGCACCUUGUGCCAUUUGCGGGCAGAUUCGAUAUCGAGAUCAUCAAGACCCCGCAGCCUGUCCCGGAGGAUCGUUCUACGGACUACAUUGGAGGACCACCCACUACUUAUAUUCAUUUUAUCGUCAACCAACGGACGCUGUCGCUCGGUCGCAGCUUCCCUGAGUGCGGUCUCCGCGCAGAUGGAUGGUGCGAGCUUGGCACAUUUAUUGAUAUCCAGAAGGGCAGUUUGAAGGAAGCAGACUUUGACUUUGCUUGCUUUGGAAACUAUCCUUCUUUGCCCUAUGGCAGCAUCAAGAACGGAGCGCCCCUUCGAUCUUAAGUCAAGUGACUGCUAAUGAUACACGAGCUACGAGCUGUUCGGAUAACAAAUAAAGGAAUAGAAACUCAUCUUUAAUUAUUCUCUCUAGCUCUCAGCCGAGAUUCUAAACUUGACUGAUUUCACGAGUGACUUUCCUAGUUGUCCCUAAUGUCACUAUUAUUUCCGAGUUUAACCAUCCACUCAACUAGAUCUUAGCCAUUUCAUAGCCGGCUGUUAUAUACUAAAAUCGUUCUCAAGUUACAGCUGAUACUUUGAAUAUCUACAAAAGCUUGUAAAGUUGGUACGGGAGUCCAUGAAGUACGACUGUACGGAGCAUAUUGAACUUGGAUUUGGGAAUAGAUCAGGUUUGAACAUUACUAGUGUAGCUUUUGCAUCCUAAAACGGAUAUGCCAGGCAG
Xylona heveae TC161 is the source of this 2051-nucleotide messenger RNA. Its product is annotated as phosphoglycerate mutase-like protein. The record is from RefSeq and is a predicted model, not a curated record. The transcript has 3 exons. Gene Ontology annotation, molecular function: acid phosphatase activity. Bases 44 to 1654 code for a protein of 536 amino acids. Lineage: Eukaryota; Fungi; Ascomycota; Xylonomycetes; Xylonales; Xylonaceae.